Messenger RNA from Cynara cardunculus var. scolymus (artichoke), 506 nucleotides. Its product is annotated as protein SENESCENCE-ASSOCIATED GENE 21, mitochondrial-like. The coding region runs from base 68 to 316 and encodes 82 amino acids. Gene Ontology annotation, cellular component: mitochondrion. The transcript has 2 exons. Lineage: Eukaryota; Viridiplantae; Streptophyta; Magnoliopsida; Asterales; Asteraceae. The record is from RefSeq and is a predicted model, not a curated record. Gene Ontology annotation, biological process: response to stress.
UAAAUACCCAACCACCUCUCUUCUCAUUUCAUCUAAUAAUCUUUCCACACUAACGACUUCUUCCACGAUGCCUGGCGCUAAGCUUUUCUCGUCUUUCAUCCUCGCCAGACGUGGAUUUGCAACAGCAACACAAGGGAUCAGUGGCACGAAGGGAAGUGGAGUUGCAAUGAUGAAGAAAGGAGGUGAGGAAUCGAAGAAAUCAACAUCAUGGGUUCCAGAUCCAGUAACAGGAUACUACAAGCCAGAGGGUCAAAUUAAACAGGUUGACGGAGCGGAGCUACGUGAACUGGUCCCAAAGCAAAAAAAACAAAAAUGAACAUGAAGAAGACAAAGAUGAAUUUGCUUUGUCCAAAACACAUGAUCGUGUCCAACAAGCAACAACCCGUAUGGAUGGAAAGCUGUAUCGUCGUUCGUCUGUUAUAUCAUCGUUGCUUCCAAUAGAAUAUAAUCCUUAAUUUAAUAAAUUUUAUACAUCUUAAUUGAACGGUCUUGUGAGUUUUCUUCCU